This is a messenger RNA of Eremomyces bilateralis CBS 781.70, 1125 nucleotides long. RefSeq lists its product as uncharacterized. Gene Ontology annotation, molecular function: structural constituent of ribosome. Gene Ontology annotation, biological process: translation. Gene Ontology annotation, cellular component: ribosome; mitochondrial large ribosomal subunit. The record is from RefSeq and is a predicted model, not a curated record. Lineage: Eukaryota; Fungi; Ascomycota; Dothideomycetes; Eremomycetales; Eremomycetaceae. The coding region runs from base 269 to 811 and encodes 180 amino acids. The transcript is spliced from 2 exons.
CCUUCAACUCCCAGCCAAAAGCCAGCAACUUUCUACAAUCCACAUCGGAAUCCCAUUGACGACUCGAAUUGUUAGACGCGGCGCUGCCGUGCUGUUAGAUACGAUGUCCGCGAUCACAAAAUCCCUGCGAUCUUUAAAGGUCCCGUCACUUGCGUCGUUUUUCAAAUGGCGCAAAGCUCCCAAAGUCCAGCCGCGUGUGGCCAUGGGACCGCCUCCGCCUCGAUCGUAUCCUCCGCCCAUGGUCGGGAAACGACGACCGCUUACAAAGAUGGUCAAUGCCGCGUUGAACAGUCGUCCCCCUCGUCCGAAACUUCGAGAUCUGGGAAUCCGCGUCCAUGAAGUUCCCCCGAGUCCAUUCCCGAUAUGCAAAGAGCCCCUCAAAGUCCUCACCGAAACGCAUAUCCGGCACCUCGAUCCCUCCGGCACGCGGACGCGGUUGUUCGCGCCAACCAACCCCGAACGAGUCUGCCCCGGCGACAUUCUCCUCGUGCGGCAACGGAGCGGCGACCCGUUCGCCGGCGUGGUGAUCAGCAUCAAAAGGGCAGGGACGGACACGGCGGUGCUGCUGCGCGGCCAAUUGACGAGGGUCGGCGUGGAGAUGUGGUUCAAGGUCUACAGUCCGAACGUGGUCGGAAUGGAGGUGGUGAAGCGGGCGGAGAAGCGGGCGAGAAGGGCGCGGUUGACGUAUCUCCGGAAACCGGAGCACGACAAGGGAUCCGUUGAGAAUGUGGUCAGGCACUAUCUCAAACAGAGGGCUGCGUUGGGUUCGGCGAGCGCGAACGCGACGUUGAAGAAGACUAGCAAGAGAUGAUCGUGUUGAUUUGUCAUGGCAUUGAAUGGCGUUAUUCGGAAAGAGACAAAAGACUGGGUUUGCAUGGAUUACGGGCUUGAGCGUUCGUACCCAUUUUGAUCGCAUUGCACCGGUUUACUAGACAUGGAGAUGUUGGAUUGACAUCACGGGAGAGUCAUACGAAGGCAGAAUGGACUUGUAUUGUCGUGUUUGAUGCUGAUAGUCAGCACAGCAGGCCAAUCCACCCGUGCCUCCGCCAAGCGCGGCUGUAAAACAUCUGUUAGAAGUUUGUACAUAUAGUUAAACGAUCUCAUCGCACGCUAAAUGGAUCCUCA